This is a messenger RNA of Ostreococcus lucimarinus CCE9901, 1116 nucleotides long. RefSeq lists its product with no specific name. Gene Ontology annotation, molecular function: phosphoric diester hydrolase activity; DNA-(apurinic or apyrimidinic site) endonuclease activity; double-stranded DNA 3'-5' DNA exonuclease activity. Gene Ontology annotation, biological process: base-excision repair. Gene Ontology annotation, cellular component: nucleus. Bases 1 to 1116 code for a protein of 371 amino acids. The transcript is spliced from 2 exons. The record is from RefSeq and is a predicted model, not a curated record. NCBI's taxonomy places the organism in Eukaryota, Viridiplantae, Chlorophyta, Mamiellophyceae, Mamiellales, Bathycoccaceae.
AUGACGGAGGCGUUCACGGUCGAGGACGCGUCCGAGCCGCUGUCGUUCGCGUCGUGGAACGCGAACGGAUUGCUCAACAGAAUCAGAGACAAGAGCGACCCGAACGGACGACGCACGCGUGCGCUGCUCGCGCUGAGCGAAAACGUGAUGCGAAAACGACCGGACGUGAUAGCGUUGCAGGAGGUGUGGCUGAAGUGCGAGGAGAUGGGAAAGGGAACGGGCAAAUGGGAUCACGCGAAGAUGGGGGCUGAGGAUAAAAAGUUACGAGACGAGAAGGCAUUCAUCGAGGCACUGAUGGGGCGACGGCCGUUUAAGAAUUACGACGCGUAUUAUUGUUUGGCGAACGCGCGGCGCGCCGGCGUCAUCACGAUGGUGAAGAAAUGUUUGGCGAAACCGAUUCGAGUCGCCAGGACGUUGGCGCUCGAUGGGCGGGACGUGACGCCCGAUGAAAUCGACACGAACGAAGGGCGAGUGCUGAUGCUCGAAUACGAAAAGAUGAUUGUGUUGAACACGUACGUGCCGCACAACGGGAGCAACGCCGAGCGGUACGAAAAGCGCGCGCUGUGGGACUUUCGAGUUCAAAGGUUUCUGGAAAACUACAGAGGGAAGAAGGAUGUGGUGUGGAUGGGUGAUUUGAACGUGGCACACCAGGAUCAUGACGUCGGACCGAGUCCACGGCUCUUCGAGGGGGUGGGCGGUUUUACGCUCCCGGAACGCCGACGAUUCACCGACAUUUUAGCCGCGACGGAUAUGGUGGACACUUAUCGCGCCUUUAACGGCGAUCGUUUGACGUACACUUGGCGUUCUACGCGAGGUCAAGGUUUGGACGGUUGGCAGGGCAUGCGAUUAGACUACUUCGUCGUGCCGCGUAAGUUGGUCGCGCGCAUCAAGUCGUGCGAAACCUCCACCGAUCGAUUCGACGACACCACGGCACAAUCGAUGCCUAUGUCUUGUUUCAUGGAUUCCGAUCACUGCAUGAUUCACCUUUCUCUGCACAAGCGAGAAGACGACGACGACGAAGGCGAAAACGAAGACGAAGACGAAGAAGAGAACGCGCGCCGCGCGAAGCAGCAGAAACUCGACCGAGACGCCGACGUGAUUCUCAUCUCCGACUGA